AAAUGAGCAUGCAGGAAAGACUUUAAUUUGAAUCCCAAUAUAUAUAUUCUGGAUAAACAAAAGAGAAAAGGAUUUUAAUUAAAAAAUGACAGCAGAAAAUUUCAGAAAUUCGAAAGAAACUGUUUUCAUUGAGGGAGAAGUCAAUUUUAAACAGGGAUUACGAAAUCGGUGGGCCAAAGCCUUUACGUCUGUGUAUAGAAAUAUACUGUGUGUCUAUACAGACCAAACAAAAGGAAUUGAAUUAUUUCGUUUUCAACCUGACACAACAUCAGUUUCAUCUGGAUCUAAAAGCGAAACGGGUUUAUUUAUGUUAAAUGCCCAAAACGAAACGUCAUUGUAUCUUUUUGAAGUGGGCUCGGAUUUGUUAUUACGCACGUGGUUGCACGCAUUAAAUUUCGCUGGUUGGAAAUCCGCUGUAGUUGGUGUGUCCACGUCUUAUCAUUCAAAAUCCAGAAGAUUUAUUCCAGAAGAUGAGAAGUACGACAAGUUAUGUUUGAAUGUUUCAUGCAAUUUUGAACAAGGGAUUACAUCACUAAGGAAUCAAACUCUGGAACGGUCAUAUAGUUUACCGUCUUUAGAAAACAUUGGUAACAAUGGAGAAAAAAAUGCGAAUACUCUUGCAGAGAAACAGCAAAGUUAUAUGCGAGUAAAUCAUGACCCAAUGAUGCAGAGAUCUCUUAGGGAAAGCAUCGCAGAAAGUGGAUACUGCUCGAAAGAAAGUCUAAGUGUAGAUUCAGAGAAAUUUUCAUUAAAACAAAAAAGCUCAUUAAAACAAGAUCAGGGAAGCAUCGACCAGAGCGAAGUAUUUUCUGAUAGCAUGAUGGUAGCUCUUUCAAUGGACAUGAAGGUCAAUGUCCAGAAGACACCCAAAAAAGCAACGUUACAAUCGAAAGUUGAUAUUGAUAACAAUUUUGAAGCUUUGUUUAAAGAACCAAAUAACGAUGAGCUGCAUCCGUUAAAUUUUGAAGACGUGGACGAUCCAGACGCAACACCAAAACUUGAGAAAAAAGCUUCGAUGAGUCAUAUUAUAUAUAGUUUGAAAUCAAAGUUUGGCUCAGCAUCAGCGAGAAAGAAAGGGAAGAAAGGUUCUAAAAGAAUCACUCGAAGCGAUAAAUUUUCUGGGCGACUUUUAUGGAACCCAAGUGGACAAUGGAAAGAUAAAUGGUUUCUGUGUCAGGAGGGUAUUCUAUCUGGGUACAAAGAUUACGGCGUCAAACCGGCAGAUGUUGUUAUUGACGUCAGCAAUUGUCUUUUGACGUCAUAUAGUUGUGAUGACAUCAUGCGUCGGCUGAAUUUAUUCAAGUUAACUACAACUGGUGGUGUAGUCCAUAUUUUUGCUGCUUGGAACGAAGAGCAAUACGAAUCGUGGGUUGAGGUUUUGAGUUUUACUGCACAAAGAAAAGAAGACAUAAAUUAUAUGGAACGUGUUCAUUUACGCAAAGAAAGUGAGGAAAUCGAAGACAGUGCGAUAAUUCCUUAUGAGAGAGCUUUAAGUGACGAACAACGAAAGACAAAUUCUUCAUCAUCAGAAAACAGCAGUGAAUUACAAGUUAACAACACCCCUGUUGUGGACGGCGUUGAUAGUGGAAACGACGGCGACGAAUCAGGAUUAGAAUCGUCGGUUAAUUCCAUUCAAAAAUUUGAAUCCAGAAAACGGCUAGAGAAGGAGAGAAAGCACCUUAACAGAAGUCAGAGUUACAACUUCAUGCAGGAAACUGACGAAACAGAUGGUGCACCCUUAGAUGCUACUAACUCACCUGAUGCAAGAGGUCUUUUUAAACUUGACUUGAUGACUACACGUCAAGAUUAUUCGACAAAACGUCAGGAUUCCAAUACAUCUACUGAGAACGAUAUCAUGAGAAGUCCAGAAUUAUCAAAUACCGACAUUACACCUUUAAGUGAUGACAACAUAGGUGAAUUUACGAAGAAACGGUCCUCUUUUAAUUACAAACAGCGCUGGUCGUCCAUGUUUGAUCAUAGUAGAGGAGCCGAUAAAAAAGACAAACAGUUCUCAAAGAAAGUUGAAAAAUCGCAAGAGUUUCGCAAACAAACAGCGUCCUGUGGAGAAUUAGAGUUACGAAAGCCAAAGUCCUUGUCAUUAACUGAUGUUUCCAUAAUAACAACUACCACAAACCCGACCACACCAAUCAGCAUCACACCUUGUAGCGAUUUAGAAACCGAAUUCGACUCAGCACACAGUCGAACUGGAUCUGUUGACAGUCCACAGUCAUUUCAAAUAGGUUCAGCAGAGCUUACAGCCACCAGAAGAAGGAGACAUGGUUCGGUUGAUAGUAAUGAACAACACUGGGAUGUAUUUGAUCCUGAAAACCAACUAAAGAAGUUAUCUGUGGGAUCAGAAGACGAUAAUAGUGACUGCUGUAGUGUCCCUAGUGUGUGUAGCGUACCAAUUGUUGAAGAACACAAACAUGACGAGCUGGAAGGUACUCUUCGAGAGGAAACAUUCUUGAGGAAAAGAAGAAAUUCUCUGACAUUGGAGCGUGGACAUAUUGUCAACGAAUUGGAGAUUGUGAACAAGAAAGGGAAUAAACAAGAAACUUUAAAUGCCACGCAAGAGAAGCAAAAGAAAGAAAAAGCUGAAAAGCUAGAAAUGAGACUUGAACAGAUUGAUAGUCAAAUUGAGAUAAUAGACAAAAAAAUUGACUUGCGUAUAAAUCCAACGUACAAACAGAAAAAAUUAAAACCAGCUGUAAACAAAACAAGAUCUAGUAACACUUUAAUGACAAAAUUUCGUAAAGGUCGGCAAAAAACUCCGAUGGAUAGCGUUUAUUCCAUGUCAGUGGAAAGCUUAGCUAGCAACACAAGUCGUGACAGUUCAACUGGAAAAGAAAGCCCAGUGGUUGCCAAUAAAAAGCAAUUCGAAGAUAGCCGAGAAUUAAGUAAGCGAAUUUCGGACUGUAGUGAGACCAGUAAUUGUUCACAAAAUAUCAACUCGGACUUAACUGGUAUACAAGAACUUUUAUUGACAACACAAAAACUUGAAUACAACAAUAACAACAAUAAUAUUAGUGAAAACUUUGAGAAGGGGUCUGUGUCACCACAGAUCAACCAACCACUUGCUUUUUCUGAUAAAUGGAGAAGCAAAUCCGUGAGUUCGAUGGAUUCAAUAAGAACAAGGGUGAAAAUAGAUGGCGUUAAAACCACAAAAAGGGGUGUGAACCACAAUCACUCAUCUGAGGAGUCACAGCUCAUUAUUGAGGACUUUGAAAAAUUCUCCGCCAUGCUCACGGACCAGAUGAAACACAAUCGAAGCUUAUGUGAUGCUAUUGACGUCUAAAUGAAUUCAAAGCUAAAAAUUAAUUUCACCAAAUGUUACUUACACUCGAAUAUUACUCAAAAUUUCUCUUGGAAGAGAAGCUCUGUAUAUUUUAAAUGGCGUCAUAUAUCAGAUUUAAAUUUUCAUUAAAUCAGAAUUUCUUCUAUUUGUUGUUGAAAAUAUAUAUCAUGUAAAUAGUACGUGUAAAUAUUAAAUUCUUUCUUAUAUAAUUCGUUUAUUCACUUAAUGUCAUCUGUACUCUCCUCCAUACUAUGAAAAAAAGACAGUUUCAAAUCUUUUCACUUCAAUGUUAGUAUCUUUAUUACAGCACAAGUUGCAAGUAAGAAUUGUAAGAUAAAAAAAAGAUUAUGUAACAUUAUAAAGAUAUAUACAAUACAUUUUUAUGACUUCAAGUUGUUGUUCUAUCUUCCCUGUUUGUUUCCAUGAACGUUUCUAUUUUUUGCUGAAGCCGUUGUAAAUGAACCCCGUAACCGUUAAGAACCCUGGGCUUCAUAGCGUUAAUUUAUUAUAUAUCAUUCUCUGUGUCAAGUAUCUUCUAACUCGAACUUUUUUCUAUUUCGAACACGCACCCAGGUCCCUUUCUGCAAUU
Hydractinia symbiolongicarpus is the source of this 3884-nucleotide messenger RNA. RefSeq lists its product as uncharacterized. The record is from RefSeq and is a predicted model, not a curated record. The transcript is spliced from 10 exons. NCBI's taxonomy places the organism in Eukaryota, Metazoa, Cnidaria, Hydrozoa, Anthoathecata, Hydractiniidae. The coding region runs from base 86 to 3295 and encodes 1069 amino acids.